Messenger RNA from Cladocopium goreaui, 285 nucleotides. Lineage: Eukaryota; Dinophyceae; Suessiales; Symbiodiniaceae. The record is from the annotation of a GenBank genome assembly.
AUGGCUACAUUGCACGUUUUCGCUCCAGGGUGCAGCAAUUAUGAACAACACUUUCUGCUUGGCAAUCUUCCUUGCAUUAGUGUACUUUCAAAACCUUGCCUGGGAGUUCUCAGCGGAAACAAUUGCGAUCAUGCUGAUUCAGGCCUAGAAGACUGUGGAAGAUGCAAGCUUUCCAGCCAAUUUGGCAUUUCCACAGCAAAGGGCCGCAUUUCUGCAAAGGUGAUGAUCGCCUUGAGUUGUGUGUUCCGGCGAGUUCACAGACUCCUGGACGCGUGGGAGAUCUAG